AUGACCGAGACCUUCAAACAAGCCACUCGCAUCAGUGGAAUCACGGCUCCAAUCACAAUAGUAGGAGAAGAAGAUGAACAAUCCUUUACGGGUGGGACUGCUGUCAAAGUUUCAUCAUCAGUUAGUGUGGAUGGUGAUAAUGAUGAUGACAAUGGUGACCUGAUAAGAAACCACAGAAGCGAUGCCAGCAGUAAUUCCAGCAGCAGCAGCAGCAGCAGCAGUGGUGUUGACAGUCAAUUAGAUAGUGAUGACGAGGAAUCGUACAAUUCGGAAUCGACACGAUCCUGUACAUUUUCCAUCUAUUGUUUAAUGCAUGAAGACGGAGCCUUUGAGGAUGGUUCUACCGGGGACGAUGAUUGCUCUUCUAUAUCGACUGUGUCCAAUUUUGUGCGAGAAAAGGAAGACGAAGAGGCUUAUUACAACAACUUGGACGAUUCCUUUACCUACGCUAGCUGCAGUGAUAGUGAUGCUGAUGAUGAGGACAGUGAGAAUGACUGUGACGUUGUGGAAGUUUUGAAAUCCCAAACAGAGAAAUCAAAAGCUGCAGCUAAAGAUGGCGAACGAGCAGUCUUUGACGAUGAAAAUGUUAGCAAGGAUAACAGCGAUUUCACUUCCGACGACGACGAUAAUGAUGAUGAUGAUGAUGAUGAUGAUGACGACUACUAUGAUGAAUCCUAUGAUGAGGAUUUGGACGAGGAUGAGGACAAGGAGGGCGAUCAAGAAUUAUACGAUGAUGAAUACGGAGAUGAAUAUGGGAAUGAUCAGGAGGAAGUAGUAGAGGAAUUACUGGAAGAAUCAGAUCGAUCACAAUUGUCGCAUUCCUCUUCUGGGCCCGCCUCGGACAUUGUUUUUGAAAAGAACAAGAGAAUAUUUUCCAAUGCCAAUAGCCGGCAAUCGCACAGCAACCAAAUGGCUUUGUUUCUGAAAAAUAUUGCCGAAACAAAAGCAGCCGUGGGAAUUGUUGAUGAUGAAGAACCCGAAAUUGAAGUGAUUGAAGAAGAAGUUGUCGACGAAGAAGAAGACGAAACAGAAGUGGAAUAUGUAGACGAAACUGAAGUGGACGAGGACGACGAAGAAGACUUUGUGUAUGAGGUUCUCCUGUCACCAAAAGCAAAGAAUAAGGAAACCAGGCGCAAUCGACUUUCCUUCCUUUCUGUCUAG
Messenger RNA from Cylindrotheca closterium, 1161 nucleotides. The record is from the annotation of a GenBank genome assembly. Lineage: Eukaryota; Bacillariophyta; Bacillariophyceae; Bacillariales; Bacillariaceae.